AGAUUGACACGAUAUCUAUAUCCAACAGAUCAGCAACUUAGAACAUUAGCUGGUGUUCCAAAAGAGAAACCGAAGAGAGGAAAGUACAAUGAGAAUGGCAAAAUAGGAGAUGUUUUUCAUAUUCCUAGAAAUCUAGAUAUUAAACUUGAAAGUGCAAAAAUAACUACCAUUGAUAUAGUGCACUUGAAAUAUUAUUUGGAAUAUCAGUGGUUACUGGACUUCUCUGUAUAUGCUAUCAUCGUUUAUGUACUGACAGAGGCAUAUAAUUAUUUGUAUCCAAUCAAAGAUGAGAUUAAUCUCAGUGUAUUAUGGUGUAUGGUGGUUUUGGGAUUUGCAUUUAAAGUACUACUUUCUCUUUGGCUACAAUAUUUUAAAGGAGAAGAAAGUAUAGGUGAGAGAUCUACAUGCAUUGUUACUGGAUUUGUAUACCUUUUAAUAGCUAUGAUGAUACUCAUAGUUGAUGAAAAUAAAUUGGAAAUUGGAUUGGAGAAAGCAUACAUAAGCUUUAAUCAUAGUGCUUCACAAUUUUUAGAUACUCAAGGACUUUCUUCGACGGGACCAGCCUCAAAAAUCGUCUUAAAAUUUUUUCUUGCUAUAUGGUGUGGUUUACUAGGAUCUUUAUUUACUUUCCCAGGACUGAGAGUAUCAAAAAUGCAUUGGGAUACAUUAAGGUAUUAUAAAGAUCACAAGUUAUUAUUAUUAAUAGCAAAUAUUAGCUAUGUUUCACCGCUUUUGUUGGUCAGCUUAUGGAUUACACCCAUAAGUAAAGAUUAUUUAACUGUUCGAAUAUUUAGUGGUAUGACAUCUCCUCUAAUGACAGUAGAAAGAUUUGAAAGUUUAAGAUUGAUUAUUAUUAUUGCUGCUGGUUUAUUAAAAAUAGUACUCAUGCCAAUAUAUUUACAAUCAUACUUAAAUCUCGCCAUUCAAAGAAUAGAAAUCCAAAAGAAAGAAGCUGGUAGAAUAACUAACAUUGAUUUACAAAAGAAGGUUUGUGUUAUAACUUGAGUAUAUGUGCGUGUAUAUGUGCGUGUGUGUACGCAUGCGUGUGCAGUAAGGUAAAUUAUACCGAUACAAAAAUCCUCUGCCAUUUUAUAAUUUUUUUAGUUCAGAGAUAUUAAUUUAUAAAGAUUUAUGAGUAUGGAAUAUAUAAAGAUGAAUGAGUAUGUGUUUGUGAUGGCUUCAAGAAGUUCAUUAAUGUCAUAUGCAUUGUUAAAUGUGCUAUGACCAUUUUGGAUAGAAUAAUUUAUUUAUUUAUAGAUAAAGCAUUCAUUUAUAAUAUCAUUUUUAAAUAUCUACUGCGCUCUUGUGCAUGUGUGCGCGCACGUAUACACACAUUUACUUAACUAAACAUCUUAAUUAAAAAUUUUGUAUAUUAUAAAUAUGUAAUAAAGCAAAGGAAAAUGUUUAGAUCA
Molecule: messenger RNA, 1412 nt
Organism: Pogonomyrmex barbatus (red harvester ant)
Lineage: Eukaryota; Metazoa; Arthropoda; Insecta; Hymenoptera; Formicidae
Gene: emei
Product: transmembrane protein 161-like emei
Source: RefSeq, a predicted model, not a curated record